This is a messenger RNA of Hyaloscypha bicolor E, 702 nucleotides long. RefSeq lists its product as uncharacterized. The record is from RefSeq and is a predicted model, not a curated record. The transcript is spliced from 2 exons. Bases 1 to 702 code for a protein of 233 amino acids. Lineage: Eukaryota; Fungi; Ascomycota; Leotiomycetes; Helotiales; Hyaloscyphaceae.
AUGGUGAAGCUUUGUACCCAUCGCGUUGAAGGCUUCGGCCCACACUCCAAAAUCUCCUCGCCCAUUCCAACAUCCUGCUUUGUCGACACAAUCCUCAUUCCUCUCCCAGUCUGGGUUGCCCUUUUCCUGCUCCCCAUCCUACUGGCUCUAAGCAUUCACCAUCGAAAACAAAACUUCAACCCCUCGACCGCAUACCUGCGCGCGAAACCCUGCCGAAACUGGGCUUUCAGUACCGUCUCUGCCAUCUACUACAUUCUCAUAGUCUGCAACAUUCUUAUGCAAGUUCUCGAGAUUGUGCGCCUGGAACUCCUACACUUUGGAAUUGGGCUUCAGCCAUUUGUAUUUGUGGGGUUGAUACUUGGAGCAGUGCUACACUGGAGCGAAGGUGCCCGGGGCAGAAUUAGGGGCUGGCAGACUAUAAAUGCGGUGGUAUGGAUGGGAGGAGUGGUGAUGUGUGCUGUUCAAGUUAUCGGACUUAGCAAGGAGGGAAUAAAUGGACGGAAGGGCAGUAAAUAUCCAAUCAGCGAUCAAGUCAUUGAUGUUGCGGUGAUGGCGGGCGUUUAUGCUGUCAUUGUGAUACUGGAGCUGGUGCUAGGAUUCUGGAGAGCAUCGAGACGGGCGAGAGAAAACACACCACGGAGUGGAAUGAGUCCGGUCAUGGGGACCUCAGAAGCCGUUGGGGAAUAUCCGCCUAAUGUAUAA